Papilio machaon (common yellow swallowtail) is the source of this 1399-nucleotide messenger RNA. RefSeq lists its product as uncharacterized. The transcript is spliced from 3 exons. The record is from RefSeq and is a predicted model, not a curated record. The coding region runs from base 22 to 1185 and encodes 387 amino acids. NCBI's taxonomy places the organism in Eukaryota, Metazoa, Arthropoda, Insecta, Lepidoptera, Papilionidae.
GUGAUCCGCGAGACAGCGGCAAUGGCAGACGCGCUUGCACUGGAGCAACUGGUGAGAGAGAACCUCGGCGACGAAUGUCCGAGACCAGAGGUAAAGAUUGAGAGGUUCGACAGCGGUGGGGCCAAUUACACCUCCGCACUCUUCAAAAUACUAGUCUCGCGAAGCGGACGCGAUGACUUGCAUCUGUUCGCGAAGGUCGCCUCCUUCAGUGAGGCCAUGAGAACGAAGGUGAACGCCGACUGGAUCUACACCAACGAGCAAUUUGUCUACACGACGAUAGUUAAAAUCUACGACAAUCUCCAGGAGAGCCACGACGUUCCGCUAGAACAUCGGUUCGUCUUCCCCAAGUACUUCGGACACAGCUCAACGCACGGCAACGAGACCAUCGUGACCGACGACCUGGGCAUCCAGGGGUACAAAUCCUUCAACAGGUUCGCCUCCAUGAAUUGGGAGUACGCUUCGAAGUCGGUGGAGACUCUGGCCAAGUUCCAUGCACUGUCUCUCGUGUUUGCACAUGAACAACCGGAGGAGUUCGAGAAGAUAGCAGCAGGAAUGCAGUACGGUAUCGGUGUGAAUGGGGAUGAGACCACAAAGGAACUUUAUGUGAAGAUGGUAGAAAGUUCUUUGGCGACGCUGCCCGAAGAUUACAGGGACAGAGUGCGGAAGGUAGUCUACAACGAAGAAUUGAUGAAAUUUCACAAUAAGCCAGUGAAGAAGGUCGUUCUGGCGCAUGGCGAUUUUAGACUCAGCAAUUUGCUGUUUAAGCGAAAGGGAGGUGUUCUGCUCGUACGCGCUGUUGACUACCAGAUGAUGCAUGCCGGCUGCGCGCUGGCGGACCUCAUCUACUUCAUCACCGUCGGCUCCGAUAAGCAAUUCCGCGACAAAUACUUUCAUAGACUCAUCGAAUAUUACCGGGAGCAGUUAGAACUUGCACUUUCAAGGUUUUCACUGGACAUUGAAGAUGUAUACCCCAAGAAGAUAUUUGACGAGGAACUAGCAGUGAUACUGCAACUUGCCGUGGUGAUCAGCGUGAUGAUCCUGCCGUCGGUGAUGGCGGACGAGGAGGAUGCACCCAAGGCGGGCAGCAACUUUGACUUCUUCGAGUCCACGGUGAAACGGGGUCAGUUGUUCACGGAGAGAUUCAACGAUCUCAUACAGGACUGUAUAGACUGGGGCGUUGUAUGACUUUGUUGAUGUUGAAACUACAACACUAUAUUAUCAAGAUAUUUAUUAGGAAAUUGUCCGAACCUAAUUUUAUCUCUGACUUAAGAUAAGAAUUCGUACCUAAUUCAAAUUUCUGUAUCAAUCUAUGGUUUCACAAUGAUAAUUUAAAGUUACUUUGUCGAAUUUAAAGUGAAAUUUGGGUUUCGGAAACUUUUUACUUUUAUUAAUGUUUGUA